Messenger RNA from Schistocerca piceifrons (Central American locust), 17193 nucleotides. Its product is annotated as mucin-12-like. Lineage: Eukaryota; Metazoa; Arthropoda; Insecta; Orthoptera; Acrididae. The record is from RefSeq and is a predicted model, not a curated record. The coding region runs from base 1 to 17193 and encodes 5730 amino acids. The transcript has a single exon.
AUGACCACUUCGAAAAAAGACAUAAAAAAGACACAGAGUGCAGGUAUGUACGAAAAGGCGAAACGUCUGCACCAGCAGGUUUCACACCUUACAGAAAAGCAUCAGAGGCGGCAAGCUCAAUGGUUGGAAGUUCAGGGCCAUAUUCUCCAACACAAAGCUUUCACCGAAGAGCACGUCGUUGACAUGGGCGACAAAAUUUGUUACUGUAAAUUCAAAGAACCUAAACUAGCUUCAGUCUCUCUAGAAGCGAAAGAUGGAAGUAUCACUGGCAGUAUAAAAACUGAAAAUGUUCAAGCUGCAAAAUUAGAAGAACAAGCUAAAGUAACCAACGGUAGUAAGAAGCCAGAAAAGGAGAAAUCAGAAUUUUCUCCAUUUUCAUCCACUUCUGGAGACCACAGUUCUGUAAGGACCAGUGCUGGAAAACCACACACACAGUCAGUUACAGCCUCUGUUCAUUCAUCUGAUUUCAACUCAGAGGAGACAGGUGACAUUAAACUAACAUCAGUAAGUCUCACACAAAGUUCUACGGCUAAACACAGCCAGGAAAUUCCCACACAGGGAACAUCGUGGCUCAUCCAAAAACUAUCAAGGCGUCCACCUAAGGGAGAAGUACAGGUAGCUCCAGGUCCAUCAGGAAACAGUCACGAAUAUCCAAUUCAUGUAGAAGGUACAGGAAGUGUUCCUCAUCAGAACAAACAAACUCCAGCAACUGGACAUGACGGUACUUCCUCUGCCUUACAAGCAUCUCCCUUAACUACAGGAAGGGCACCAAGUCAGAAUGCACAGAGUUCGACGAAUGCACAUGCUGAAACUUCCUCUGCAGUACCCUCAUCUGCCUCGACUUAUGGUAAUGUACCAAGCCAGAUUGCACAAAGUUCGGUAAAUGCACAUGUUCCAACAUUCUCUGCAAUACCACCAUCACCCUGGACUACAGGAGGUGUAACAAGUCAGAAUGCCUACAGUUUGGCAAAUGCACAUGCUGAAACUUCCUCUGCAAUACCACAAUUUUCCUGGAUUACAGGAGGUGUAUCUGAUCAGAAAGAACGUAGUUCCGCAAAUGCACAAGCUGAAGCUACUUAUGCUCCACUACAGUCCCCAUGGACUACCGGAAGUGUACCAAGUCAGAAUGCACACACAUCAGCAAAUGCACAAGCUGAAACAUCUGUGACAAUACCACCAUCUCCCUGGCCUACAGGAAGUGUACAAAGUCAGAACGCACAGACAAUGGCAAAUGCACAACCUGAAACAUCCUCUGCAAUAACACAAUCCCCACGUACUACAGGAGGUCUACAAAGUGAGAAGGCAUACAGUUCAGCAAAUGCACAUGCUGAAACUUUCUUUGCAGUACUACCACCAUCCAUGACAACAGGAGGAGUAACAGGUCAGAAUGCAAACAUUGUGGCCAAUGCACAUGCAGAAACCUCACUUGCAAUACCAGCAUCUUCCACAACAACAGGAAGUGUACUAAGUCAGAAUACACACAAUUCAGCAAAUGCACAUGUUGAAACAUUCUCAGUGUUACAACCAUCUUCCUGGACAACAGGAAGUGUACCAACUCAGAAUGCCUACACUCUGGCAAAUGCACAAGCUGGUACUUCUUCUGCACUACCAUCAUCUCCCUUAACUGCAAGCAGUGUAACAAGUCAGAACACACACACUUCAACAAAUGCACAUGCUGAAAUUUCCUCGCCAUUGUCACCAUCUCCCUGGACUGCAGGAAGUGUACAUAAUCAGAAAGCACAGAGUUCAGCAAAGGCACAUGCUGAAACUUCCUUUACAUUACAACCACCUUCGAAUACAGGAAGUGUAGCAGGUCAUAAAACACACAGUGCAGCAAAUGCACAGUCUGAUACUUACUCUGCAACACCACAACCUUCCUUGACUACAAGUAGUGUAACGAGUAAGAAAGCACACACUUCAACGUAUACACAUGCUGAAUCUUUGUCUGCAAUACCACCAUCACCCAUGACAACAGGAGGUGUAGUGAGUCAGACUGCACACAGUUCGGCAAAUGCACAAACUAUAACUUUCCCUGCAAUUACUAUAUCGCCUUGGACUACUGGAAGUAUACCAAACCCCAUUGCGCAAAGUGUGGCAGAUUCACAAGCUGAAAUUUUCUCUGCAGUGCCACCAUAUCCCUUGACCUCAAGUAGUGCACCAAGUCAGAAACCACACACUUCAGCAAAAUCACAUCCUGGAACUUCGUCUGCAAUACCAUUACCCAUGACAGCAAGAGGGGUAACAAGUCAGAACCCAUACAAUUCGGCAAAUGCACAUGCUGAGAUUUCCUCUGCAGUACCAACAUCUCUCUGGACUGCUGCAAGGGUACCAGGUCAGAUUGCACACAGUCUAGCAAGUGCACAUGCAGAAACAAUAUCUGCAAUACCAACAUCUUCCUCGGCUACAGGAGGUGUACUAAGUCAGAAUACACACAGCACAGCAAAUGUACAUGCAGAAACGUUUCCUGCCUUACAACCACCCCCUGUCAAAGUAGGAAGUGUGCCAAAUACCAAUGCACAGAGUUCGGCAAAUUCAUAUGCUAAAACUUUCUCUGUAGUACCAUCAUCCCUGUGGUCUACCGGAAAAGUAUCAAGUCAGAUGGCACAUAGUUCAGCAAAUGCAUUAGCUGCAGCUUCCUCCACAUUACCACUAUCACCCAAAACCACAGGAGGUGUACCCAGUCAGAAAGCACACAGUUUGGCAAAUGCAAAUGCUGAAUCACCCUCAGCAAUUCCAAUAUCUCCCUGGACAGCAGGAGGUGUACUAAGGCAGAAUGCACACAUUUCAGCAAACGCAUAUUCUGAAACUUCUGGUGCAGCAGCUCCAUCUCUCUGGAGUACAGGAAGUUUACCAAGUCAGAAUGUGCACAGUAUGGCAAAUGCACAAGCUGAAACAUCCUCCAAAAUAGCACAAUCUCCUUGGACUACAAUGGAUGUACUAAGUCAGAAUACUCACAGUUCAGCAAGUGCACAUGCUGUAAUGCCCUCUGCAUUACGACCAUUAACGAUGAUUAAAGUAGGUGUACCAAGUAAGAACGCACACAGUUCUGCAAAUACACAUGCAGAAACAUCCUCUACCUUACAACCAUCCCCUAUGACUAUCGGUAGCAUAACCAUUCCAGAUGUACAGAGUUCAGAGAACUCACAUGCUCAAACUGCCUCUGCAAUACCACCAUCCAUCUGGACUACAGGACUUUCACCAAGUCAGACGGCACACAAUUUGGCAAAUGCACAAGCUGGAACUUACUCUACAAUUCCACUAUCCCCCUUGACUACAGGAAGUACACCGAAACAAAUCACCCAAAAUUUGGCAAAUGCAUAUACUGAAACUUCCUCUGCAAUACCACCAUCUCCAUUGACUACAAGUAGCGUACCAAGCCAGGAAGCACAGACUUCAGCAGGAGCACAUGGUGGAACUUUAUCUGCAAUACCACCAUCACCUAUGAUGACAGGAGGUGUGCCAAAUCAGAAUGCACACAAUUCGGCAAAUGCGCAUGCUGUAGCUUCGCCAUCAUCUCAAAUGACUACAAAAAGUGUAUCAAGUCAGAAUAACCACAAUUUAACAAAUGCAAAGACUGCAACUUCCUCUGCCUUACCAGCAUCUCCCAUGACUUUGGAAAGUGUACCACAUCAGAAUGGACAGAGUUCGGUAAAUGCAAAUGCUGAGACUUCGUCUCCAAUAUCAUCAUCUACCUGGAAAGCUGGAAGGUUAUCAGGUGUGACUGCACACAGUUCAGCAGAUGCACAUGGCACAUAUUCCUCUGCAGUACCUCCAUCUCCCUGGACUAUAGGAAAUGUACCACACAAGAUGGCUCACGGUUCUGCAGAUGCACAUGCAGCAACUCCCUCAGCAAAACCACAAUAUUCGUCGACUACAGGAAAUAAACCAAGUGAGAAUACACACAGCUCAGCAAAUACAAAUGCUGAAACUUCCUCUGCCUUUCAGCAAACUACCAUGAAUAUAAAAAAUCCAACAAAUCACAAUGCAAAGAGUUCCACUAAUGCACAUUCUGAAACUUCCUCUGCAGAACGAACAUCGCCCUGGACUACAGGAGAUGUACCAAGUCACAACGCACACAUAACAGAAAAUGCACAAGCUGGAAGAACUUCUACAGUAGCACCACCUUCCUUGACUACAGGGAGUGAACCAACUACAAACACACACAGUUCAGCUAAAGCACAAGCUGAAAUUUCCCCUGCUUUACAAUCAUUGCCUUUGACUAUUGGAAGUGUACCAAUUGAGAACACAGCAAGUUUGGAAAAUGUGCAGGCUGAAACUUCCUCUGCAAUAUCACCAUCAUCGAUAAAUGCUGGAGAAAUACCAAGUAAGAAAGUAUACAGUUCAGCCAAUGUACGUGCUGAAACUUCCUCUGCAGUACCACCAUCACACUGGACUACAGGAAGUGUACUAAGUCAGAAGGCACACAGUUUAGCAAAUACAAAUUCCGAAACGACUGCUGCAAUAGCAGCAUCUACCUGGACUACAGUUAGUGUACCAAUUCAGAAUGCACAAAGUAUGGCAAAUGCACAUGCCGGAACAGCAUCAGCAAUAUCAUCAUCAACCAUGGCUUCAGCUAUUGUACUAAGUAAGAAUGCAGACAGCUUGACAAACGCAAAUGCUGAACGUUCGUCUGCAGUAACACCAUCUUCCACGACUGCAGGAACUGUACCAAAUUCGAUUUUACACACUUCAGCAAAUGCACAGGCUGAAACUUCCUCAUCUAUACAAUCAUCUCCAUUGACUAUAGGAAGUGUGACAAGGAAGAAUGCAGAGAGUGAGGCAAAUGCACAUGCUGAAAGUUCCUAUGAUGUACUAACAUCCCCCUGGACGACAGGAAUCGUACCAAGUCAACACGCUCAAAGUUCAGCAAAUGCACAGGCAGAACUGUAUCCCGUAAAACCAUUAACACUCUUAACUAUGGGAGAAGUACGAAGUCAAAAUUCUUACAGGUCCCCAAAUGCACAUGUUGAAGUAUCCGCGGCAAUAUCACCAUCUCCUAUGACUAAAGGAAAUGUACCAAGUCAAAAAGAACCCAAUUCAGCAAAAGCACAUGAUGAAACAUCAUCUGUUAAACCUUCAUUUUCCCAGAAUUCAGGUAGUUCAACUAAUACGAAAACACACAGUACGGCAAAUGCACAGGCUGAAAUUUCCUCUACAAUACCACCACCAUCCAUGACUAUCGGAGAAGUACCAAGUCAAAGUGCCUACAGUUCAGCCAAUGCACAUGCUGAAGCAUACUCUGCAAUAGCACACAGUUCAGUAGAAGCACAUGCUGAAUCGUCAGCAGUAAUUCCACCAUUUUCCUGGAGUACAGGCAGUGCACUUAGUGAGAAAACGCAAAGUAUGGCAAAUGCACAAACUGAAAUUUCCUCAGCAGUACCAACAUUACCCAGGACUGCAGGAAAUGUACUAAAUAAGAAGGCACACAGUACAGCAAAUUCACAUUCUGAAACAUCUGCUGCAACAGCACCAUCUACAUGGACUACCGGUACAGCACCAAGUCUGAAUACACACAGCAUUGGAAAUGUACAUUCUGGAACUGCCUCAGCAAUCCCCCCAUCAGCCAUUCUCUCAGGAGAUGUACCUAGUCAUAAUGCACACAUCUCAUCAACUGCACAUGCUGAAAGUGCUUCUGCAAUAGGACCACCUUCCUUAACUGCAGGGAAUUUACCAACUCCAAACAUACACAGUUCAGCUGAAGAACAUGCUGAAAUUUCCCCUGCAUUAAAACCAUCUCCCUUGUCUAUUGGAAGUGUACCAAGUCAGAAUACAGAGAGUUUGGCAAAUGCACAGGCUGAAAUUUCCUCUACAAUACCACCACCAUCCAUUACUAUCGGACAAGUACCAAGUCAAAGUGCCUACAGUUCAGCCAAUGCACAGGCUGAAGCAUACUCUACAAUAGCCUCAUCACCAAUGACUACAGAAGGUAUACCAAGUCCAAAAGCACACAGUUCAGCAGAAGCACAUGCUGAAUCGUUUGCAGUAAUUCCACCACAUUUCUGGACUACAGGUAGUUCACCUAGUGAGAAAACGCACAGUAUGGCAAAUGCACAAACUGAAAUUUCCUCAGCAGUACCAACAUUACCCUGGACUACAGGAAGUGUACUAAAUGAGAAGGCACACAGUACAGCAAGUUCACAUUCUGAAACAUCUGCUGCAACAGCACUAUCUACAUGGACUACCGGUAGUGUACACAGUCCGAAUGCACACAGCAUGGCAAAUGCACAUGCUGGAAUUGCCUCAGCAAUCCCCCCAUUAGCCAUUCUUUCAGGUGAUGUACCUAGUCAUAAUGGACACAGCUCAUCAACUGCACAUGCUGAAAGUGCUUCUGCAAUAGGACCACCUUCCUUAACUGCAGGGAAUUUACCAACUCCAAACAUACACAGUUCAGCUAAAGCACAUGCUGCAAUUUCCCCUGCUUUUAAACCAUCACCUUUGACUACUGGAAAUGUACCUAGUCUGAAAACAGAGAGCUUAGCAAAUGCACAGGCUGAAACAUCCUCUGCAAUACCAUCAUCAUGUAUGACUAUCGGAAAAGUACCAAGUCAAAGUGCCUACAGUUCAGCAGAUGCACAGGCUGAAGCAUACUCUGCAAUAGCACCAUCACCAAUGACUACAGGAGGUAUACCUAGUCCGAAAGCACACAGCUCAGCAAGAGCACAUGCUGAAUCGUUGGCAGUAAUUACACCACAUUUCUGGACUACAGGCAGUGCACCUAGUGAGAAAACGCACAUUAUGGCAAAUGCACAAACUGAAAUUUCCUCAGCAGUACCAACAUCACCCUGGACUACAGGAAGUGUACUAAAUGAGAAGACACACAGUACAGCAAAUUCACAUACUCAAACAUCUGCUGCAACUGCAUCAUCAACAUGGACUACCAGUAGUCUACAAAGCCCGAAUGCACACAGCAUGGUACAUGCACAUGCUGGAAAUGCCUCAGCAAUCCCUCCAGCAUCCAUUGCUUCGGAAGAUGUACCUAGUCAUAAUGAACACAUCUCGUCAACUGCACAUGCUGAAAGUGCUUCUGCAGUGGGACCACCUUCCUUAACUAAAGGGAAUUUACAAACUCCAAACGUACACAGUUCAGCUAAAGCACAUGCUGAAAUUUCCCCUGCUUUAAAACCAUCUCCUUUGACUAUUGUAGGUGUAGCAAGUCAGAAUACAGAAAGCUUAGCAAAUGCACAGGCUGAAACUUCAUCUGCAUUACCAUUAUCAUCCACGACUAUCGGGAGGGUACCAGGUCAAGGUGCCUACAGUUCAGCCAAUGUACAUGCUGAAGCAUACCCUGCAAUAGCUCUAUCACCAAUGACUACAGAAGGUAUACCAAUUCCGAAAGCACACAGUUCAGCUGAAGCACAUGCUGAAUUGUUAGCAGUAAUUCCACCAUAUUUCUGGACUACAGGUAGUGCACCUAGUGAGAAAACGCACAUUAUGGUAAAUGUACAAACUGUAACUUCCUCAGCAGUACAAACAUUACCCUGGACUACAGGAAGUGUACUAAAUGAGAAGACACACAGUACAGCAAAUUCACAUUCUGAAACAUCUGCUGCAACUGCACCAUCUCCAUGGACUACUGGUAGUGUACAAAGUCUGAAUUCACACAGCAUGGCAAAUGCACAUGCUGGAACUGUCUCAGCAAUACCCCCAACAGCCAUUCUUUCAGGAGAUGUACCAAGUCCUAAUGCACACAGCUCAUCAAUUGCACAUGCUGAAAGUGCUUCCGCAAUAGUACCAUCUUACUUAACCAAAGGGAAUUUACAACCUCCAAACAUACACAGUUCAGCUAAAGCACAUGCCGAAAUUUCCCUUGCUUUAAAACCAUCAUCCUUGACUACUGGAAAUGUACCAAGUCAGAAAACAGAGGGCAUAGCAAAUUCACAGGCUGAAACAUCCUCUGCAAUACCAUCAUCAUCCAUGCCUAUCGGAAAAGUACCAAGUCAAAGUGCCUACACUUCAGCAAAUGCACAGGCUGAAGCAUAUUCUGCAAUAGCACCAUCAGAAAUGACUACAGGAGGUAUACCAAGACCGAAAGCACACAGUUCAGCAGAAGCACAUGCUGAAUCGUUAGCAGUAAUUCCACCACAUUUCUGGAAUACAAGUAGUGCACCUAGUGAGAAAUCGCACAGUAUGGCAAAUGCACAAACUGAAAUUUCCUCAGCAGUACCAACAUUACCCUGGACUACAGGAAGUGUACAAAAUGAGAAGGCACACAGUACAGCUAAUUCACAUUCUGAAACAUCUGCUGCAACAGCACCAUCUACAUGGACUACUGGUAUCACACCUAGUCCGAAUACAGACAGCCUUGCAAAUGCAAAUGCUUAUACUGCCUCAGCAAUCCCACCAUCAGCCAUUGUUUCAGGAGAUGUACCUAGUCAUAAUGCACACAGCUCAUCAACUGCACGAGCUGAAUCUGCUUCUGCAAUUGGACCGCCUUCCUUAACUAAAGCGAAUUUACCAGAUCAAAAUAUACAGAGUUCAGCUAAAGCACAUGCUUCAAUUUCCCCUGCUUUAAAACCAUCACCUUUGACUACUGGAAAUGUACCAAGUCAAAAAACAGAGAACUUAGCAAAUGCACAGGCUGAAACAUCCUCUGCUAUACCAUCAUCAUCCAUGACGAUCGGAAAAGUACCAAGGAAAAGUGCCUACAGUUCAGCCAAUGCACAGGCUGAAGCAUACUCUGCAAUAGCACCAUCACCAAUGACUACAGGAGGUAUACCAAGUCCGAAAGCACACACUUCAGCAGAAGCACAUGCUGAAUCGUUAGCAGUAAUUCCACCAUAUUUCUGGACUACAGGUAGUGCACCUAGUGAGAAAACGCACAUUAUGGCAAAUGUACAAACUGUAAUUUCCUCAGCAGUACCAACAUUACCCUGGACUACAGGAAGUGUACUAAAUGAGAAGACACACAGUACAGCAAAUUCACAUUCUGAAACAUCUGCUGCAACUGCACCAUCUACAUGGACUACUGGUAGUGUACACAGUCUGAAUGCACACAGCAUUUCAAAUGUGCAUGCUGGAACUGCCUCAGCAAUCCCAUCAUCAGCCAUUCUUUCAGGAGAUGUACCAAGUCAUAAUUCACACAGCUCAUCAACUACACAUGCUGAAGGUGCUUCUGCAAUGGGACCACCUUCCUUAACUGCAGGGAAUUUACCAACUCCAAACAUACACAGUUCAGCUAAAGCACAUGCUGCAAUUUCCCCUGCUUUUAAACCAUCACCUUUGACUACUGGAAAUGUACCAAGUCAGAAAACAGAGAGCUUAGCAAAUGCACAGGCUGAAACAUCCUCUGCAAUACCAUCAUCAUCCAUGACGAUCAGAAAAGAACCAAGUCAAAGUGCCUACAGUUCAGCCAAUGCACAGGCUGAAGCAUACUCUGCAAUAGCACCAUCACCAAUGACUACAGGAGGUAUACCAAGUCCUAAAGCACACACUUCAGCAGAAGCACAUGCUGAAUCGUUAGCAGUAAUUCCACCAUAUUUCUGGACUACAGGUAGUGCACCUAGUGAGAAAGCGCACAGUAUGGCAAAUGCACAAACUGAAAUUUCCUCAGCAGUACCAACAUUACCCUGGACUACAGGAAGUGUACUAAAUGAGAAGGCACACAGUGCAGCAAGUUCACUUUCUGAAACAUCUGCUGCAACUGCACCAUCUCCCUGGACUACUGGUAGCGUACACAGUCCGAAUGAACACAGCAUGGCAAAUGCACAUGCUGGAAUUGCCUCAGCAAACCCCCCAUUAGCCAUUCUUUCAGGUGAUGUACCUAGUCAUAAUGCACACAGCUCAUCAACUGCAAAUGCUGAAAGUGCUUCUGCAAUAGGACCACCUUCCUUAACUGCAGGGAAUUUACCAACUCCAAACGUACACAGUUCAGCUAAAGUACAUGCUGAUAUUUCCCCUGCUUUAAAACCAUCACCUUUGACUACUGGAAAUGUACCAAGUCAGAAAACAGAGAGCUUAGCAAAUGCACAGGCUGAAACAUCCUCUGCUAUACCAUCAUCAUCCAUGACGAUCAGAAAAGUACCAAGUCAAAGUGCCUACAGUUCAGCCAAUGCACAGGCUGAAGCAUACUCUGCAAUAGCACCAUCACCAAUGACUACAGGAGGUAUACCAAGUCCUAAAGCACACACUUCAGCAGAAGCACAUGCUGAAUCGUUAGCAGUAAUUCCACCAUAUUUCUGGACGACAGGUGGUACACCUAUUGAGAAAACGCACAGUAUGGCAAAUGCACAAACUCAAAUUUCCUCAGCAGUAUCAACAUUACCCUGGACUACAGGAAGUGUACUAAAUGAGAAGGCACACAGUACAGCAAGUUCACAUUCUGAAACAUCUGCUGCAACUGCACCAUCUCCAUGGACUACUGGUAGUGUACACAGUCUGAAUGCACACAGCAUGGCAAAUGCGCAUGCUGGAACUGCCUCAGCAAUCCCAUCAUCAGCCAUUCUUUCAGGAGGUGUACCAAGUCGUAAUUCACACGGCUCAUCAACUGCACAUGCUGAAGGUGCUUCUGCAAUGGGACCACCUUCCUUAACUGCAGGGAAUUUACCAACUCCAAACAUACACAGUUCAGCUAAAGCACAUGCUGCAAUUUCCCCUGCUUUUAAACCAUCACCUUUGACUACUGGAAAUGUACCAAGUCAGAAAACAGAGAGCUUAGCAAAUGCACAGGCUGAAACAUCCUCUGCAAUACCAUCAUCAUCCAUGACGAUCAGAAAAGUACCAAGUCAAAGUGCCUACAGUUCAGCCAAUGCACAGGCUGAAGCAUACUCUGCAAUAGCACCAUCACCAAUGACUACAGGAGGUAUACCAAGUCCUAAAGCACACACUUCAGCAGAAGCACAUGCUGAAUCGUUAGCAGUAAUUCCACCAUAUUUCUGGACUAGAGGUGGUGCACCUAUUGAGAAAACGCACAGUAUGGCAAAUGCACAAACUCAAAUUUCCUCAGCAGUAUCAACAUUACCCUGGACUACAGGAAGUGUACUAAAUGAGAAGGCACACAGUACAGCAAAUUCACAUUCUGAAACAUCCGCUGCGACUGCAUCUCCCUGGACUACUGGUAGUGUACACAGUCCGAAUGCACACAGCAUGGCAAAUGCACAUGCUGGAACUGCCUCAGCAAUCCCCUCAUCAGCCAUUCUUUCAGGAGAUGUACCAAGUCAUAAUUCACACAGCUCAUCAACUGCACAUGCUGAAGGUGCUUCUGCAAUGGGACCACCUUCCUUAACUAAAUGGAAUUUACCAACUCCAAACAUACACAGUUCAGUUAAAGCACAUGCUGAAAUUUCCACUGCUUUAAAACCAUCUCCUUUGACUAUUGUCAGUGUAGCAAGUCAGAAUACAGAAAGCUUAGCAAAUGCACAGGCUGAAACUUCAUCUGCAUUACCAUCAUCAUCCAUGACUAUCGGGAGGGUACCAGGUCAAGGUGCCUACAGUUCAGCCAAUGUACAAGCUGAAGCAUACCCUGCAAUAGCUCUAUCACCAAUGACUACAGAAGGUAUACCACUUCCGAAAGCACACAGUUCAGCUGAAGCACAUGCUGAAUCAUUAGCAGUAAUUCCACCAUUUUUCUUGACUACAGGUAGUUCACCUAGUGAGAAAGCGCACAGUGUGGCAAAUGCACAAACUCAAAUUUCUUCAGCAGUACCAACAUUACCCUGGACUACAGGAAGUGUACUAAAUGAGAAGGCACACAGUACAGCAAAUUCACAUUCUGAAACAUCCGCUGCAACUGCAUCCCUCUGGACUACUGGUAGUGUACACAGUCCGAAUGCACACAGCAUGGCAAAUGCACAUGCUGGAACUGCCUCAGCAAUCCCUCCAUUAGCCUUUCUUUCAGGUGAUGUACCUAGUCAUAAUGCACACAGCUCAUCAACUGCACAUGCUGAAAGUGCUUCUGCAAUAGGACCACCUUCCUUAACUGCAGGGAAUUUACCAACUCCAAACAUACACAGUUCAGCUAAAGCACAUGCUGAUAUUUCCCCUGCUUUAAAACCAUCACCUUUGACUACUGGAAAUGUACCAAGUCAGAAAACAGAGGGCGUAGCAAAUUCACAGGCUGAAACACCCUCUGCAAUACCAUUAUCAUCCAUGACUAUCGGAAAAGUACCAAGUCAAAGUGCCUCUAGUUCAGAUAAUUCACAGGCUGAAGCAUAUUCUGCAAUAGGACCAUCACCAGUGACUACAGGAUGUAUACCUAGUCCGCAAGCACUCAGCUCAGCAGAAGCACAUGCUGAAUCGUUAGCAGUCAUUCCACCAUUUUCCUGGACUACAGGUAGUGCACCUAGUGAGAAAACGCACAGUAUGUCAAAUGCACAUGCUGAAAUUUCCUCUGCAGUACCAACAUUACCCUGGACUACAGGAAGUGUACUAAGUGGGAUGGCACACAGUACACCAAAUUCACAUUCUGAAACAUCUGCUGUAACAGCCACAUCUCCAUGGACUACCGGUAGUGAACCUAGUCCGAAUAUACACAGCAUGGAAAAUGCACAUGCUGGAACUGCGUCAGCAAUCCCACCAUCAGCCAUUCUUUCAAGAGAUGUACCUAGUCAUGAUGUACACAGCUCAUCAACUGCGGACACUGAAAGCACUUCUGCAAUUGGACCACCUUAUUUAACUACAGGGAGUUUACCAAAUCCAAAUAUACACAAUUCGGCUAAAGCACAUGCUGAAAUAUCCCCUGCUUUUAAACCAUCUCCUGCAACAGCACCAUCUACAUGGACUACCAGUACAGCACCAAGUCUGAAUACACACAGCAUUGGAAAUGUACAUUCUGGAACUGCCUCAGCAAUCCCCCCAUCAGCCAUUCUCUCAGGAGAUGUACCUAGUCAUAAUGCACACAUCUCAUCAACUGCACAUGCUGGAAGUGCUUCUGCAAUAGGACCACCUUCCUUAACUGCAGGGAAUUUACCAAUUCCAAACAUACACAGUUCAGAUAAAGCACAUGCUGAAAUUUCCCCUGCUUUAAAACCAUCAUCCUUGACUGCUGGAAGUGUACCAAGUCAGAAUACAGAGAGUUUGGUAAAUGCACAGGCUGAAACGUCCUAUGCAAUACCAUCAUCAUCCAUGACUAUUGGAGUAAUACCAAGCCAAAGUGCCUACAGCUCGGCAAAUGCACAUGCUGAAGCAUACUCUGCAAUAGCACGAUCACCAAUGGCUACAGGUGGUAUACCAAGUCCGAAAGCACACAGUUCAGCGGAUGCACAUGCUGAAUCUUUAGCAGUAAUUCCACCGUUUUUCUGGAGUACAGGUAGUGUACCUAACGAGAAAACGCACAGUUUUGCACUUGCACAUGUUGAAACAGUCUCCGCAAUACCACCAUCAGUCUUGACUUCAGGAGGUGUACCCAAUCAGAACAUACACAGCUCACCAAAUGCACCUGCUGAAACUGCUUCUACCGUAGCACUGCCUUCCUUGAACACAGGAAGUGUACCCUUUCCAAAUACACACAGUUUAACUAAAGCACAUGCUGAAAAUUCCCUUGCUUUACAACCAUCUCCUUUGACUAUAGGAAGUGUAUCAAAUCUGAACACAGAGAGUUUGGCAAAUGCGCAUGCUGAAACUUUCUCUGCAGUAUCGUCUCCCUGGACUACAGGAGGAAUACCAAGUAACAAUGCUCAAAGCUCAGGAAAUACGCGGGCUGAAACUUACCCUGCAGUACUACUAUCAUCCAUGACUAUGGUGGAAGUACCAAGAAAUAAUGCAUACACCCCAGCAAAUGCACAAGCUGGAACUUCCUCUUCAGUAUCACCAUCACCCUUGACCUUGGAAAAAGUACCAGCUCAGAAUGCAUACAGCUCGGCAAAUGCACAUGCUGCAACUUCCUCUGCAGUACCACCAUCACCUUGGACCACUGGAAAUGUACCAAGUCAGAAGGCACACAGCUCAGCAAGUUCUCAUUCUGAAACAUCUGCUGCUUUGGCGCCAUCUUCGUGGACUGCAAGCAUUGUACCAAUUGAGACUGGACACACUACGGCAAACGCACAUGCUGCAGCAGUCUCAGUAAUACCACUAUCAAUCAUGACUUCAGGAGGUGUACCCAGUCAGAAUACAAAGAGCUCAGCAAAUCCACAUUCUGAAAGUGCUUCUACAGUAGCACCGCCUUCCUUGACUACAGGGAGUGUACCCACUCCAAAUACCCACAGUUCAGCCGAAGCACAUGUUGAAAUUUCCCCUGCUUUGCAGCCAUCUGCUUUGACUAUAGGAAGUGUACCAAAUCAGAAUACAGAGAGUUUGGCAAAUGCGCAUGCUGAAACUUUCUCUGCAAUAUCAUCACCCUGGACUACAGGAGGAAUACCAAGUAACAAUGCUCAAAGCUCAGGAAAUACGAGGGCUGAAACUUACCCUGCAGUACUACCAUCAUCCAUGACUAUGGUGGAAGUACCAAGAAAUAAUGCAUACACCCCAGCAAAUGCACAAGCUGGAACUUCCUCUUCAGUAUCACCAUCACCCUUGACCUUGGAAGAAGUACCAGCUCAGACUGCAUACAGCUCGGCAAAUGCACAUGCUGCAACUUCCUCUGCAGUACCACCAUCACCUUGGACCACUGGAAAUGUACCAAGUCAGAAGGCACACAGCUCAGCAAGUUCUCAUUCUGAAACAUCAACUGCUUUGGCACCAUGUUCGUGGACUGCAAGCAUUGUACCAAUUGAGACGGGACAUACUACGGCAAACGCACAUGCUGCAGCAGUCUCAGUAAUACCACUAUCAAUCAUGACUUCAGGAGGUGCACCCAGUCAGAAUACAAAGAGCUCAGCAAAUCCACAUUCUGAAAGUGCUUCUACAGUAGCACCGCCUUCCUUGACUACAGGAAGUGUACCCACUCCAAAUACCCACAGUUCAGCUGAAGCACAUGUUGAAAUUUCCCCUGCUUUACAACCAUUUGCUUUGACUAUAGGAAGUGUACCAAAUCAGAAUACAGAGAGUUUGGCAAAUGCGCAUGCUGAAACUUUCUCUGCAAUAUCAUCACCCUGGACUACAGGAGGAAUACCAAGUAACAAUGCUCAAAGCUCAGGAAAUACGCGGGCUGAAACUUACCCUGCAGUACUACCAUCAUCCAUGACUAUGGUGGAAGUACCAAUAAAUAAUGCAUACUCCCCAGCAAAUGCACAAGCUGGAACUUCCUCUUCAGUAUCACCAUCACCCUUGACCUUGGAAGAAGUACCAGCUCAGAAUGCAUACAGCUCGGCAAAUGCACAUGCUGCAACUUCCUCUGCAGUACCACCAUCACCUUGGACUACUGGAAAUGUACCAAGUCAGAAGGCACACAGCUCAGCAAGUGCUCAUUCUGAAACAUCUGCUGCUUUGGCGCCAUCUUCGUGGACUGCAAGCAGUGUACCAAUUGAGACUGGACCCACUAUGGCAACCGCACAUGCUGCAACAGCCUCAGUAAUACCACCAUCAAUCAUGACUUCAGGAGGAGUACCCAGUCAGAACACAAAGAGCUCAGCAAAUGCACAUGAGGAAAGUGUUUCUAUAGUAGCACCACCUUCCUUGACUACAGGGAGUGUAUCCACUCCAAAUACCUACAGUUCAGCUAAAGCACAUGCAGAAAUUUCGCCUGCUUUACAACCAUCUCCUUUGACUAUAGGAAGUGUACCAAAUCAGAAUACAGAGAGUUUGGCGUAUGCGCAUGCUGAAACUUUCUCUGCAAUACCAUCAUCUCUCUGGACAACAGGAAAUAUAUCAAAUCAGAUCGUUGAAAAUACGGCAAAUGUACAUGCAGAAGCUUCCUCUGCAGUACCACCGUCUACUUGGAUUACAGGAAGUGUUCCACAUCAAAGAACACAAAGUUCCGCUGUUGCACAUGCUGCAACUUCUCCUGCAACACGACAAUCUUCGUCGAUGGCAGAAAGUGUACCAAUUAGGGAUACACAGAGUUCAGUAAAUGCACAUGCUGCAAUUUCCCUUGCACUACCGUCUUCUCCAUGGGCGACAGGAACUGUGCCAAGUCAGAAUGCACACAGUAUGGCAAAUGCAAAUGCUGAAACUUCCCUUGCAAUACCAACAUUUCCCUGGACUACAGGGACUAUACGUAGUCAGAAUGAAAAGAUUUCGGGAAUAUCAAAUGCUGAAUCUUUCUCUGGCAUACAACCAUCACACUGGACUAGAGGUAGUGUACCAAGUCAGAACACACACACUUCAGCAAAAGCACAUGUGGAAACUUCCUCUGGAAUUGCACCAUCUUCGUUGUGUACAGGAAGUGUACCAGGUCGGAACAAAGGCACCCAUGAUGAAACUUUCUCUGCAAUAGGAGUUUCUCCUUGGGCUGCAGCAAUUGUACCAAUUCAGAGCACACACAGUGUGGCAAACGCAGAUGCUGUAGCUUCUUCUCCAAUACCACCAUCUCCCUGGGCAACAGGAAGUGUACCAAGUAUCAAUGCACUCAGUUCGGCAAAUGCACCUGCUGAUAGUUCCUCAGCAGCACCGCCAUCUUCCUUGAGUAAAAUUAAUGUACCAAGUCAAUUUGGACACAUCUUAUCAAAUGCACAUGCUGAAACCUCCUCUGCACUACCACCAUUUCUCUGGACUACUGAAAACGCACCAAGUCAUAAGACUCACACUUCGGCAUAUGCACAUGCUGAAACAUACUCUGCAGUGGCACCACCACCGUGGACCUCUAGAACUGAAUCAAGUCAGAAUAUAAACUCUUUAGCAAAUACACACGCCGAAACGUCUUUUGCAGUAAUACCAUACCCCUUGACUACAGGAAGUGCACCAAGUCAGAACACACACAGUUUGGCAAAUGCACAUGCUGUAGCUUCCUCUGCUUUACCACCAUCUCCCUGGACUACAUUAAGUGUAUCGAUUCAAAACGCCCACAGUUUGGGAAAGGGUCAUUCUGACACGUCCUCUGCAAUAUCAUCAUCUCCCUUGACUACAGGCAGUGUACCAAGUCAGAAUGCACUUAGUGCAGUGAAUACAGAUGCUGAAGUUUCCUCUGCAUUACAACCGUUUCCCUUGAGUACAGGUAGUGUACCAAGUCAAUACAUACACAGUUUAGCAAAUGCACAUGCUGAAACAGAUACUACAAGUAGCUUCAGUUACGGUGGUUCUGGUGGAGUUACGGUUGGUGGCGCUUUAUCACAAAAGGAAGUGUCCUUCGUGCGACAUAAUUUUGGUAUUAUAAACAAAUUACUAAGGUUAUUUUCUCAACAGUGUCCCAUAGCUUUAAAUUCUUUGAAGGAAGUUAGCCUAUAG